Molecule: messenger RNA, 2086 nt
Organism: Oreochromis aureus
Lineage: Eukaryota; Metazoa; Chordata; Actinopteri; Cichliformes; Cichlidae
Gene: znf207b
Product: zinc finger protein 207, b
Exons: 10
Coding region: 127-1455 (442 amino acids)
Cellular component (GO): nucleus
Source: RefSeq, a predicted model, not a curated record
UCGUUACAACUUCCUCCAUUGAAGCGCCAUUUUCGGCCUCGUCACGGGAUUACAGCAUGCUGUUCUCAAACAGAUAAUAAGACAAGUGUUUAGAGUUUUGAUACCGGUUUUCCAGUAUUUCAUAAAAUGGGGCGAAAAAAGAAGAAGCAGAUGAAGCCAUGGUGCUGGUACUGUAAUCGAGACUUCGACGAUGAAAAGAUCCUCAUUCAGCAUCAAAAGGCAAAACAUUUUAAAUGCCACAUUUGCCACAAGAAGUUGUACACUGGCCCUGGCUUGGCUAUUCAUUGCAUGCAGGUGCACAAAGAGACGAUUGACAGCGUACCAAAUGCAAUUCCAGGAAGAACAGACAUCGAGCUGGAAAUCUAUGGCAUGGAGGGAAUUCCAGAUAAAGACAUGCAGGAACGAAGGCGAACGUUAGAACAGAAAUCACAAGAGAGUCAAAAGAAGAAGUCAAACAAUCAGGAUGACUCUGAUGAGUCUGAUGAUGAUGAAGCUGGACCGUCAGCUCAGCAGGUCGCUGUGGUCCAGGCCCAGGCAGGCUAUGCUGGUCCAAUGGCACAACCUGGGAUCCCUCCUGUGGCUGGUGGACCAGUGAUUCCUCCUGCAGGGUAUCAAGGAAUGCCUCCUAUGAUGCCUGGUGUUCCUCCCAUGAUGCAUGGCAUGCCUCCUGCAAUGCCUGGAAUGCCACCAGGUCAGAUCAGUGUGUCCAAUUUUUGCAGUAUGAUGCCAAUGGGAGGGAUGAUGCCCCCAAUGAUGCCAGGGAUACCUCCGGCAGUCCCACCUCACAUACCCCCAAGGCCAGGAAUUCCUCACAUGGCCCCAGCCCCUGCAGUCACUCGACCAGCAGCACCAGCGGCCCAGCCCGCUGUCACCAAACCACUCUUCCCCAGUGCAGCACAGGCCCAGCAGACUGUUCCAGGAGUCGCAGGAGCUUCAAGUUCCCUCAGCACGGCCGCCUCCACUGACCCACCCAAAGCAACAUUCCCUGCCUACACCCAGCCCUCUGUCUCUUCUUCUUCCACUUCUUCUAAUCCCUCUAGCAGCACUGUGGCCAAACCCCCAGCCACAGUGACCAGUAAGCCUGCUACCCUCACCACCACGAGUGCAACUAGUAAGUUGAUCCACCCUGAUGAGGAUAUCUCACUGGAAGAGAUGAAGGCCCAACUUCCUCGUUACCAGCGUCUUGCACCAAGACCUGGUCAAGCCCAUGUGGCUGCUCCCCCAGUGGCAGCUGUGGGUGGUAUAAUGCCCCCACAGCAAGGCUUGCCACCACAGCAGCCAGGCAUGAGGCAUCCCAUACAUGGUCAGUAUGGUGCCCCUCCUCAGGGCAUGCCAGGCUACAUGCCUGGAGGAAUGCCUCCAUAUGGGCAGGGGCCUCCCAUGGUGCCCCCUUACCAGGGAGGCCCUCCCAUGGGUAUGAGGCCUCCCGUCAUGUCUCCGGCUGGACGCUACUGAAGCAGCAAAGCAACCUGCACAUUAGGUUUGAGGUUAACACCUUUCUAUCACCCUUGUGCUUUUUCAAACCUAGCUGCAAGCAAAGAGCAUAAAGACCAACGGUGGUGAAGACAAAUAUUUGUUAGAACACAUGGACAUUUAACGUAACAUCUUUAUUUGAAAACAGCCAAACACCACAUAAGUUUUUAACAACUAUAACGUUGUUAACUAAUUACAUGUGAGGAUAUAUUUUUCCCCUUAGGUUUCACUCAGGUUCAUAGAAGUGAAGUGUGUUUAAAUGAUUCAUAUUUCUUUUGAAGCUGCUGGAGUUUCAUGAACGUACCAACUCCUUACAAAGGCAAGUUUCUCUUGUAAACAUUUAAUCUUAUUUUUGUUUAUUUUUUGGGGUGGAAUGAUUGAGGCCCUCACAGCAUGCUUAGAUGCUGUUGGACAUUCGUCCCCAACCUUGGUUGGUGAGGGUCUCAGAAACUGGUUCCAGUUACAUAGUCUAUAAACUCCAUGACUCAUCAGGCUCUAGUUUUAUUCUUUUUUUCAGGUUUGAUUUAAAUAUUUCCUGGUCCUAAGUCUACUUGUAUGCAUCCUUUGUAAUGUUUUAUCAAUCUGUUGUAAUAAAAUCCAUCUUGAAAUCCAA